AUGCCUCUGUUCACGACGAACCCUUUUGAUCAAGAUGUGGAGAAGGCAACAAGUGAGAUGAACACGGCUGAGGACUGGGGCCUCAUCCUCGAUAUUUGUGAUAAGAUUGGACAGUCACGCACUGGGCCAAAGGAAUGCCUUCGCUCUGUUAUGAGACGGGUCAACCAUAAGGAUCCCCAUGUGGCCAUGCAAGCUCUCACUCUUCUCGGUGCUUGUGUCUCGAACUGCGGUAAGAUCUUUCAUUUGGAGGUGUGCUCUCGGGAGUUUGCCAGUGAAGUCAGUAGUGUUUUGAACAAGGGUCAUCCUAAAGUGUGUGAGAAGCUGAAGGCUCUCAUGGUGGAAUGGGCAGAAGAUUUCCGCAGUGACCCACAGUUGAGUCUGAUCUCGGCCAUGAUUAAAAACCUUCGAGAGCAAGGCGUCACUUUCCCCGCUGUGGGCUCUCAGGCUGCAGAACAAGCGAAAGCAAGUCCCGCCUUAGUGGCAAAAGAUCCUGCCACCGCAACAACCAAAAAAGAGGAGGAAGACCUGGCCAAAGCUAUCGAACUGUCCCUGAAGGAGCAGCGUCAUCAGCCUCAGAGCUCCCUGUCCACUCUGUACCCCAGCACCUCGCUCCUCUCAAACAAAUCUGACGGGAGAAAGGUCCGCGCCAUCUACGACUUUGAGGCCGCCGAGGACAACGAGCUCACGUUCAAGUCCGGAGAAAUCAUCACUAUUCUAGACGACAGUGAUCCAAACUGGUGGAAAGGGGAAACGUAUCAGGGAGUAGGGCUGUUUCCAUCAAACUUUGUAACGGCUGAUCUGACGGCCGAGCCCGAGAUGAUAAAGACAGAGAAGAAGUCAGUCCAGUUCAAUGAAGAAGUCCAGGUGGAGACUAUAGAGCCAGAACAAGAGCCUGUGUACAUUGACGAGGAUAAAAUGGACCAGCUUCUGCAGAUGAUCCAAAGUGCAGAUCCCACCGACAACCAAUCAGACAGCGUAGAACUCCUACAGUUAGAAGGUGCUUGUAACCAAAUGGGGCCGAUGAUUGACCAGAAGUUAGAGGAUACGGACCGGAAACACUCUGAGUUGUCGGAGCUUAAUGUAAAGGUGAUGGAGGGUCUGUCUUUGUACGCCAAGUUAAUGAACGAAGAUCCAGUUUAUGCCAUGUACGCCAAGCUGCAGAGCCAACAGUAUUACAUGCAGCAGCCGGGCAACCCCCCACAACAGGCGUACCCCGGCCCCCCAGCCUCAGGGUCUUAUGCCAUGAGCGGUCCCGCAGUCCAGGGUUACACUGUUCCUAUGGAGCAACUCCCAGCCGGAGCUCAGAUUCCUGGUCAACCAGCCCCUAGCGAUGUUCACAUGUACAUGGGACAGCCUCCGGUCUACUCGGCUCCCCCCGGCAGCAUGCCCCCCUCUGACGUCCAGUCGUACCAGACCCAAGCCACUGCCCUGGGACCAGCUCCAGGCCCCAACCCUCACUCACAAACUCCCCACUACAGCGCCCCCUCUGGUCAGAGCAUAGCACCUUCAGAUCCAGCACAAGCCCCGUACAUGGAGAAAGCCUUGCUAUAG
Messenger RNA from Knipowitschia caucasica, 1551 nucleotides. The record is from the annotation of a GenBank genome assembly. Lineage: Eukaryota; Metazoa; Chordata; Actinopteri; Gobiiformes; Gobiidae.